AAUUAGGCUACAAACUAAGUACCCAUGUUUGGUUUUUCGGUUGAACCUAGCUGAAAGCCAACGGAACUUGGCGAAACCGGCAACGACGGCGAGAAAGAACAAAACGAACGACAAAUGUCUCUGGUCGAUUAUGCUUCCUCUUCAGACGACGACGUUCCGGAACCCACACGCCACAAAGAGGAGGAGCCACCCCAACCUCUCCAACGCAAUUCACCGCAACCGCCACCGCAACCUCCUCCUUCGCGAACCCAGAUCAAAUAUGGAUCUUCACCUGGCCAGCCUCUAGAAAAUAAACCACAUUCAUCUGCAUCUUCAUCUUCAGUGGAGAAGCUUCCUGAUGCAUCGCUUCUUUUGAAUUCACCUUUUGUCUCAUCUAAUCUGGUGAGUGCUAGUGAUCACUCCUCUCGAGUUGCUGCAGCUCUUGCUGAAAAUGCUUCACGUAAGAGAGAUUCUAAUGGAAUGGCCUCCUCCACUGUUCGUAAUAAAGCUCCUAGAGGAAACUUGCCUCAUUCAAAGAGUGUUCCAGAAACUACUAGUGGUUUGUUAGUUCCACCUCAGAUCAGUGGAAGGAAAAACGUUGUUACAGAAGACAUAAGCAAGCUCUUUGUCAAGAAACACUAGGAACAUUCAUAUUGUUAGAAGCUUGCAUGUUGCAAUCAAUGAUGGGUGAGAAACUUGCACCUAAAGAUGUGGGACACCUACUUGAAACUGCUUGCUCUUGUAGAAUGUGUACGCAUAAACGGUCUUUGUUUAUAUCCUUAGGUUUGUUCAACCGUGUGUAGUUGAUUAUAUUACAUUAUUAACUUUCAGCUUAGCCAAGUAAAAGAAAAAAGAGGCGGAAACCCGUUAGGGGUGAUUUACUGAGCACGUUUUUUAGAUUUGCAGGUAUGAUUAAUGAUUAUUGAGAUAGUGAGUUUUUUUGUUGUGAGCACAAUAUCCUCCAGAAAGUAUAAAUCGUAUUUUCGUGCUUAGGUUAAGGUUCUAAAAUAUUGUUAGCUUGCAACAUUAUUAAGAGCAACAUUUUCAGCUUGCAACAUUA
Molecule: messenger RNA, 1039 nt
Organism: Lotus japonicus
Lineage: Eukaryota; Viridiplantae; Streptophyta; Magnoliopsida; Fabales; Fabaceae
Exons: 3
Coding region: 115-621 (168 amino acids)
Source: RefSeq, a predicted model, not a curated record